CGAAGAACAAGGCAAGUCACAGCGGUUCAAUCAAGUCGUCACACAGCAUUAGGCCAGAGGUGAUUGAGAACAAAGCAACCUAGGGAAGCCGUACUAUCAAGCCCCUCAAAGCUGCACAGGUAGGAUCCGAAUGUGACGCAGAAGAGCGUUGAAUGGAACAUCACAGGUAUGGCGCGCGGUACUCCUUUGUUCGUCGGCGGCACCCGGUCGCAGUGGAAGCGUUCAGCGCCUAUACGCCUUCCAUUCCGUCACUUCACCUAUAUCACCCCGAUGUGCUGGCUAUUGGCGGCGGGGGAUGUGCGGACGAUACGUGCCAGGGCUGCCUGUGAUGUACGGCCUUGCGACUUUGACGACUGGGCCCUUCCCUGCGUUCCCUUCUUCUGCCCUGCCACGCCCAUCGGCUUGGUCGACUCCCAACCGCACCGCGCUUCUCGCCCGACUUUCACUUUCGGCUAACACCGACGCACGGCCCUUUGUGCUGCCUCCCGU
Schizophyllum commune H4-8 is the source of this 489-nucleotide messenger RNA. RefSeq lists its product as uncharacterized. Lineage: Eukaryota; Fungi; Basidiomycota; Agaricomycetes; Agaricales; Schizophyllaceae. The record is from RefSeq and is a predicted model, not a curated record. The transcript is spliced from 2 exons. The coding region runs from base 169 to 456 and encodes 95 amino acids.